Messenger RNA from Iphiclides podalirius (scarce swallowtail), 732 nucleotides. Lineage: Eukaryota; Metazoa; Arthropoda; Insecta; Lepidoptera; Papilionidae. The record is from the annotation of a GenBank genome assembly.
AUGAAAACCGUGCUAAUCACCGGAGCUAACCGUGGUUUAGGCCUCGGAAUGGUAAAUUAUCUCACGAAGCAGAAGAAGGCGGAGAAAAUAUUUGCUACUUGUCGGAAUGCCUCAGAGGAUCUCACAAAACUAUCUGAAGAACAUACAAAUCUGCACAUUUUACAUUUAGACGUUAAAGACUUGAAAAGUUUUGGCGAUUUUGCGACGCAGAUCCAUCAGUUAUUAGGCAAUCAGGGCCUGAAUGUUCUUGUUAAUAAUGCUGGAGUAUCAACUAAAUUCACAAAACUUAGUCUAGUAAAGGAAGAGCAGCUACUGGAAAAUUUUACGGUGAAUACUGUCGCACCUAUUAUGCUCACUAAGGCUCUUCUGCCGUUCUUGAAACAAGCAGCUGAUAAUAACAGCGACAAACCGGUCGGAGCAAAUCGAGCCGCUGUUAUAAACAUUAGUUCAGUGCUUGGAUCUAUUGCGAAGAACGAUCAAGGCGGUUUUUAUCCAUAUAGGUGCUCAAAAGCGGCAUUAAACGCAGCAACGAAAUCGAUGGGUCAUGAUCUUAAAAAAGAUCAAAUUCUUGUAGCUUGUAUUCAUCCUGGCUGGGUACGAACGGAUAUGGGUGGCAAAAACGCACCGCUAGAUGUCGACACUAGUAUCAGCGGCAUUUUCAACACUAUAAGCAAGCUCGGUGAACCCGAUAGUGGAAAAUUCCUACAAUACGAUGGAAAUGAACUGCCAUGG